AAUUUUGAUACGUCAUAUGGUAUUUAUUAACGCCCCUUUCAGUCAAUUGAGGGUUUUAAGAGAGAAACUAAAAAGAGCAAGAACCUUAAGGUGGGAAAAUCAAAUGAAGACUAAAAGUUAUGUAUUGGGCUGAUACCUAUACGAAAACUGAAGGACCGUAAAUCCGGCGUUUCUUAAUAUUCUCGGCCCAACUCUCUCUUCCUUCCUUCUCUCUCUAUCUCUCUCUCACACACAGACGCGCACACACAAGCACGCACCUCCCCUCCAGGCUCCACCCACAAAAAUCUGCACUCUACGAUCUAAAUUUUCCCAAGAAUGGAGGCCACGCCAUCGAGUAAAGAACGUUUCUCCUCAGCCGAAGCGGGUCCCACCUGGAACAUACUGAAGAUUGCCUUUCUUAUGCUGGGUCUGUGUCUUGCUGCUAUGCUGGGCUUAGCCUUAUCUUUUAGUGAUUCUUCCUUAAUGUUCCAUGUCACAUUCCUUGUCCUGAUCGCUGCCACCCUUUUCUUGCUUCUUAGCGGCUACCUUGCAGAGACUGGCCUUGUCUCUGUUGAACACCAGAUGCAGGAGAUGGGGUUAGGAUCAAAAGAUGUCAAGGACGGAAGCAAGAAGAGCAACUAAUCCGAGUUUGAUCAUUACAUCAUACAGUUUCAGAUGGAAGACCUAACAAAGAUCAGCAACGUUGACACCUCUCUAGCAAGAACCAAAGGAAAAUUUGUUAACUGUCAAUGAUUGUUGAAGUUCUUCCAGUUUAUUCUUCAAUACUUUCCCCGCUGCCCUUCAUCUUGCUUCAGCGUUCCUUGGCUUCCUCCUUUGACUUUUUCUUUUUGGCCUUGAUGAAGCAGAAACAUGAGCACCAUGGCAACUGCAACAUGAACUUCAUUUCUUCUCAGUCUUGGAUGACUUGUUAUUUUGACGUAAAACCACGAUUAUAUAGGAUGUUCAUCAUCUUGCCUCUUGUACCACCAGUACAUUGUGAUUAGAUUCCAUUUAGAUAGAAAGAUGCUUAGCUUCUCUCACAGAACAGAAGAAAUUCUUAACUUGUCCAGCUCAAGAUCAAUUCUUCUGUUAUGUUCUUUUGUUCUAUAGUCUAUACCCUGGAAAGGCAGUCUUUUCGCAUUCUUUCCAUUCAAGGAAAGAUACAGUCUGACACCAGGUAUAUGCAGUUUGAGUUUCUUUUGCUUGAAGGAAAAAUAAGAAACAGGAAUGCUUGUUGUUC
This is a messenger RNA of Sesamum indicum (sesame), 1219 nucleotides long. RefSeq lists its product as uncharacterized. Lineage: Eukaryota; Viridiplantae; Streptophyta; Magnoliopsida; Lamiales; Pedaliaceae. The record is from RefSeq and is a predicted model, not a curated record.